This is a messenger RNA of Molossus molossus (Pallas's mastiff bat), 1869 nucleotides long. Its product is annotated as nuclear RNA export factor 2-like. Gene Ontology annotation, molecular function: protein binding; RNA binding. Lineage: Eukaryota; Metazoa; Chordata; Mammalia; Chiroptera; Molossidae. Gene Ontology annotation, cellular component: cytoplasm; nucleus. The record is from RefSeq and is a predicted model, not a curated record. The transcript has 23 exons. Gene Ontology annotation, biological process: poly(A)+ mRNA export from nucleus.
AUGGAGGAAGCUAAUCCACUGGUGAGGCCAGAGCAAGAGGACAAUGAUAGUGAUAGCUCACCUCAAGGAAGAAAGAAAGGUUGCAGUUCUCUCUGAGGUAAUUUUGGCAACAGGACCCAUUGCUAUUAAAAUGGUGGAUAUGAGCUUAAGCCUUCACACCUCCAUAAAGAUGAUGGAAACAUGGAGAUGAGGGGAGUUCAGAAGUACCAAGCAAGGCACACUCCCUAUACCAUGGGACAUGACAAGAUGAGAGUGCAAUGGCAUAAUGAAGGCCAUCUUCAUGUUACUCUGUGGAGUGAUAGAAAACCUCCCCAGAGACAAAUGGAGAAGAACACACAGGAUGGAACCCUGGGAGACUGGUUCAAGAUCACAGUCCCUUAUGGGGUAAAGUAUGACAAGACAUGGCUAAUGAAUUCAAUCCAGAGCCACUGCAGUGUCUCCUUCACUCCAGUGGACUUUCACUAUGUUAAACACCUGGCCCAGUUCUUUGUCCAGGACGCCAGUGCUGCCUCUGCAUUGAAGGAUGUCAGCUACAAGAUAUGUGAUGAGCAGAACCAAAAGAUAGCUAUCUUUGUCAAAACUUCUGCUGCACCCUACUCUGUGUGCAAAAAGAUGGAGCCAGAAGAAAUGGAAAUGCUAAAGCUGACCAUAAGCAAACGAUAUGAUGUCUCCCAGAAAGCUCUUGACCUUCAUAAGCUUCGCUUUGACCCAGACUUACUGGGCCAUGAUAUUAUUAUAAUCCUGAAUCACAAAAACUGCAUGACUGCCAUCCUGCAGAUCAUCGAAAAGAAUUUCCCUGAGCUGUUGUCCUUGAACUUGUGCAAGAACAAACUGUACCAGCUGGAUGGCCUGUCUGAUAUUAUACAGAUGGCCCCCACAGUCAAGAUCCUGAACCUCUCCAAAAAUGAGCUGAAAUCCACCUGGGAGUUGGACAAGAUAAAAGGGCUGAAUCUUGAAGAGCUGUGGCUGGAAGGGAACCCCUUGUGCUGCACCUUCCUAGACCAGUCCACUUAUGUAAGUGCCAUCAGGAAAUGUUUCCCCAAGUUGUUACGUUUGGAUGGCCAGGAUUUACCCCCAUCAACUGUGACUGACAUUGUAGAUAUGGACAUAAUAAAACCCUGUCAGGAAAGCUAUAAAGGAUCUGAGACCCUGAAGAAUCUAGUCUUUCAAUUCCUGCUUCAAUAUUACUUGAUUUAUGAUUCUGAAGACAGACGGAAUCUCCUCAGCGCUUACCAUGAGGAGGCUUGCUUCUCCCUGACUGUUCUCUUCAACUCUGAAGAACCAGCCUCAAGCAGCUUGUGCGAGUACUUCAAGGAUAAUAGAAAUAUGAAGAAAGUCAAGGAUCCUGACCUUCGGGUUCAGCUACUGAAGCAUACAAAGCAUGAUGUUGUGUGCUCCCUCUGUCGUUUGCCCAAAACUCAGCACGAACUUAACUCCUAUGUGGUAGACCUGUACAUCCACACGGAAAGGAUGCUGUGCUUCUCUGUUAGAGGGGUGUUCAAAGAAUUGGAAGGAAAGUCUCAAGGGUCUGUCCAUGCCUUCACCCGUACCUUCAUCUUGUCUUCUGGCAGCAAUUCCAGCCUAUGCAUCGUGAAUGAUAUAUUGACUGUGGGGAACGCCAGGACAAAAGAAACCCAGAGUGCAUUCUCCACUCCAGUGCCUACACCCACCUUCAGCUCCCUGCCCACCAUCUCUGCAGAGCAGCAAUAAAUGGUGCAGGUUUUCUCUACUGAGUCUGCGAUAAGCCUCCAGUAGUUUCAGAAGUGCCUUCAGGACAAUGAGUGGAACCACAGCAGAGCUGCUGGGGUCUUCACUAUGCUCAAGACCGAGGGCAAGAGCCAAGAGGAGGCCUUCAAACAAACCCCUUAA